Molecule: messenger RNA, 6118 nt
Organism: Pogona vitticeps (central bearded dragon)
Lineage: Eukaryota; Metazoa; Chordata; Lepidosauria; Squamata; Agamidae
Gene: RASGEF1A
Product: RasGEF domain family member 1A
Biological process (GO): Ras protein signal transduction
Cellular component (GO): plasma membrane
Molecular function (GO): guanyl-nucleotide exchange factor activity
Source: RefSeq, a predicted model, not a curated record
CACAUAGCGGAGGCAGCAAGCAGCCUGAGCAAAGAGUGAGCCUACUCUGUCAUUUAGGAUGACUCACAGGGAAUUGGCAUUAAUUCCUCUCUUUCUUGUAGUGGACGGAGCGCAACCCCAAAGCUACACUGGACCAGAUCAAGGGGAAGGUGGCAAGACUGAUGACGAAAAACGCAGAGUGAAAUAGCUGGAAGUCCAUCUCCUGGGAAGGUCUGGAUGGCAGAACCACCGUGUAAUGCUGCUGUAAAGAAAUGUAAAGAAACUAUGCCCCAGACACCAGUAUUUACCAGCAUGCUUGGUUCCGGAUGUAGUGGGCAGGUCCAGCCAGAUACAGGAGAGAGAAGUGGAGAUCCCGUUUAUCAGGAUGGGAGCCUUAUUUCUGGAUCGUUGGAGGCCCUGAUUGAGCGCCUAGUACCUACUACUGACUAUUAUCCAGAUAAGACCUAUAUCUUCACCUUCCUGCUAAGUUCCAGAGUCUUCAUUCAUCCCUAUGAGCUCCUAGCUAAAGUGGGGCAAAUCUGCCUUAAACAGAAGCAGCAACUGGAGACUGGAGCUGAGGUAGACAAGGCAAAGUUGAAGUCCUUUGCUGCCAAGAUUAUUCAGCUCCUCAAAGAAUGGACUGAAACAUUCCCUUAUGACUUCCAGGAUGAGAAGUCUAUGAAAGAGCUCAAGGAAAUUGCUCACAGGAUCACACAGUGUGACGAGGGACGGAUUCCCCGCUAUACAGGCAGUGAAAAUGGCCACCGUAUGGAGGAUCUUCGCUGGACGGAGAAUGGAACUGUCAAGAAGAUCAUUAGCCAGAUGACUCAAAAUCUGCUGAUGACCCUUGCUGCACGUAAUCAGUACCAGGAGAUUCGAGAGAAGUUCCGCCAGCCUGUGACCGACAAAGGCACAAUCCUGAAAACUAAACCUCAGUCAUCGCAGAAGGACAUCUUGAGUGUCUGCUGUGACCCACUUGUUCUGGCACAGCAACUAACGCACAUUGAGCUGGAGAGAGUGAGCAACAUUUAUCCUGAAGAUCUCAUGCAGAUAGUCAGCCACAUGGACUCCCUGGAUAAUCACAAGUGCCGAGGUGAUGUUACCAAAACCUACAAUCUGGAGGCCUAUGACAACUGGUUUAAUUGUCUCAGCAUGUUGGUGGCGACAGAGAUUUGUAAGGUGGUGAAGAAGAAGCAGCGAACAAGAAUAGUGGAAUUUUUUAUUGACGUGGCCAGAGAGUGCUUCAACAUUGGAAACUUUAAUUCAAUGAUGGCCAUUAUCUCGGGUAUGAACUUAAGUCCUGUAGCCCGGCUAAAGAAAACGUGGUCCAAAGUCAAAACCGCCAAAUUUGAUGUGUUAGAGCAUCACAUGGACCCGUCCAGCAACUUUUGUAAUUAUCGCACUGCCCUUCAAGGAGCAGCACAGCGAUCCCAGACAGCACACAGCAGCCGGGAGAAAAUCGUCAUCCCUGUUUUCAACCUUUUCAUUAAAGAUAUCUACUUCCUACACAAAAUACACACCAACCAUUUGCCCAAUGGGCAGAUAAACUUCAAGAAGUUCUGGGAAAUUUCGAGGCAAAUCCAUGACUUUAACACAUGGAAGCAGGUUGACUGUCCUUUUGAGAAGGACAGGAAAAUUCAGAGUUAUCUGCUCACCGCACCUAUUUAUAGUGAAGAAGCUUUGUUUAUUGCAUCUUUUGAAAGUGAAGGUCCAGAAAACCAUAUGGAAAAAGACAGCUGGAAGACACUGAGGACAACUCUGCUCAACAGAGCCUGAGAUUUUGGACUUUUGCAGAUUCUAAAGCACACCCUAAGAACAUUGUUUUUAAAUCCAGAAUGACAUGGUUUGAGAAAGGAAGACCUCACUGGUUGGGGUCUGUUUUGUAUAUACAAUAUCUUUUAUGAACUUCAAAAGAGAAAAAAAAUCUGCUAAAUAUUCCACAUCAACCUUAAGGCACUUAAAAAUGAAGGAUUUUUUUAAAGUUGAUGAAAUCAAGGGCAGGGCCCUGUGAAAUGGACUGUGGGGAUGGAAUCAUGAUGAUAUCUUCUUCAAAUGACAUCCAGAUCUUUAUUUUCAUGUUUGAUUUCUUCCACCUGAUACAUGCGCACUUCAGAUGGACUACAAGUUCAGUGCUCCACCUUGCCUUGAUCCACCCAACACUUACUGAAAAAUAAAUUCCAUCACAUGAGUUGAUGCAUUUGGAAAAUCAGUAAGGUUUCUAAAGACCUAAGAAACACAAGGACAUUUUCCAACAUUGGCAGAGAUUUGCCAUGGUUGACAACUACACUACUGAUGCUAAAGCAGAGAGCCCUAGUCAAACUGCCAUCCCAUUUGGGUCAUCUGAUACUUUGAAAACCUUGCUUCUUUUGCUCCCUUACUGCUGCAGAAAAGAAGGUGAGGGCAAAACCAGCUUUCUAGCUGCAUCUCAUUGUUCCUUUAUCAUAUUUGAUGAAGGAUACAUUUUUCUCUGAGAGCUUAUGUUAUGAUACAUUUUUUAGUCUUCAAGGUGCCACAUGUUUCUGUUUUGCUACAAUAUAUAUUUUACACUGCUACUAUUCUAGAAUUUAUCCACAUUGUUCUUGGCAUCCCUCUUUUUCUUUUUUGAAACUGCCUUCCUUGCAUCAUUGACUUGUAAGCUCUUGAAAACUGUGCAUACAGGGCUUUUUUAUACAGUCAGGAGAAUUAACCACUAAAGCUUUACCUGGCCAAUCCACCAUGGAUGUUAAGGGAUGGCAUUUGUUUGAAUGUUUACGUAAGGAGAAAAAUAACAUUAUGGAGAACACAAGCCCUUAAUAUGUAAAUUUGAAUGGCUUGACUCUUAAAAUAAAUUAACCUACACAUUUUCACAGCUCAUGGCCCUCAAAAAUCCUGUGUGGUAGAACUCUCCAGAAAAAUGUGGGCUGGGAUGUAAUAGGCUGCUGGCGGAAUCAAAUCAAAUUGCACCCAGAUCAUAAGAUAGGUUAAUAUAAAAGAGCAUGGAAGAGAAAGGUUUCAUGUUCCCUCAUACACAGAAGGCCCUGUACAUUUCUUAUAUUUUGCAGGAGCUCUACUACCACCCCCUUUCAGGAGAAGCCUUUGUGGGCCAUCAGAGAGUAUGUGACAGGGAGGAAAUUUUUCUGGUCUUCUCUAUGUCAAUUCUUCUUUGUAUCCAAGACACUAUGAGUUAAUUAUCAUGGGGCACAUUCAAACAUAUAGGGCUAAAUUCAGCUACCAGUCCCAACUUCAGUAGACCUAUUGAUUCAGUGGGAUUUACAUAAGUAUUUAUUUAACAUGUCCCCUCCAUUUGUCUCUACUGUAGCUGUGACUACUAGUUAGAUUUAGCCUGAGAUGCUAUCACCUGUAGCUUGAAGACAUUCAGCCUAGGUCAAAUGUCCACAUUCCGUUUUGCCAGUUGUCGAAACUGGCUCUCAGUUGCAACUAACCAACUGCCCCAGUUCAGCACAAGGAUUCCAUGUUUCCUUCAGACUGGCCUUAAAAACACUAGCCGCAAGGCUGCUUCCCUCUUACAUCAGAGAAUAGUGCCUUAACGAGGUACUGAAAUCGUUUAGCGUACCUUCUGCAACUCUGGGUUGGAAGCAAGCAAAAUAAAAAUGUGGAUGUCUGUGAAAACCAGCUAUAGCUUUGUAAAUAAACUGGAUGAUAUGGCACAUGAACUAGAGUAUACCUGUCUGUAUAUCAAUAAUGGUGCAGCAGAACUUAUUUUUGUUAUAAGGUUUGACAAGGUAAAAUUGAACAAUAGCUAAAUAUUUCUUCUCUCCUUCCAACCUUCCCCUGGAGUUUUACUAGUUCUGAGAACUCUUUAGUUUACAUGUACAUUUUGUUUAUCAGGGAUUUUAAAUGCAAAUGGGGCAAGAUUUUUGUCCUAGUUUCCGUGAAAUAUUAGCCAAAAUCCUAUUGCUUAAUGCAAGUCAAAUUGUAACUUCCCUUUCCAUAAAGCAUUGUUGAAAUGCUUGUGCAGACUAACAUAGCUAUGAUUUCAAAAACUAUAUCCAGAAACAAAUUGUACCUUAAGCAGUUCUAGCACAGACACAUGUGCCCCCAAGUAUUUUAACUGUUUGUUCAGCAGGGAGAAACAGUUAUGAUAUGGUUUCCAAUAAGCAACAGGAUUUCAGCCGGUAAUACUGAAGUUAAACUGGUUGGUGUCAACUAUAAUGUCACAACAGAAGCUUACGUGGAUGUUUUUGAAAGAAACGUGACUGACGUAAGGUGUGGUUGGUGAUCAGUUUAAGGGUUAGCCUAUCAUCCAGCAAGAGUUUAUAGAUUUGAGGAAAGGUUGCUGCCUCUAUGCUUCUCUCAUUGAUAGGCAAAUAGGCAGGUGUCAGGUUGAAUCACGUGAUAUAAAAGCAAUUUCUCGCAAUCAAGUUAUGGUGAAAAAAAUAUUAGCGAUAAAAUUGAUAAGGUGAACUUGCCCUUCAGUAUCUUAAAUCUUCAUGAAAUGUUGCUGUUACAGAAUUGUUGGGGUAAAAAGUUUUCAAAAUUUAUUCAGGCUAUCCACCAUAUUUUGAUUACAGCUGGAUAGUCCGUAAUUUCAAAUUGUUAUGAAUUUACGUGCUUCUCUUGAUAAUUUAUUACAUUGGUUUGGAAAAGUGUUUUCUAAUCAGUCAUUGUUUCUUGAUAUUUUUAUUCCUCACUGCUAAGAGCUGUACUAUUUUCCUUUCGGCUCACUGAACAAAUGAAUCACUAGUCACACACAUGUGCUACAUCUCUUGAUUAUACAAGUAGCAUCAGAUUGUGUUAUACAAGUAGCAUCAGAUUGUGUGAAGUGACUUGCAUUGCAAAGCGUUGUAUAGAAGAGGUUCAGAUUCCAUUUUUAAGCCAGCAACAUCAUAUGUGAAUCAGCCAGUACCAGUGGACCCACCACCCUUCUCAGAACAACCAAAUUUAUUGCAUAGAAUUGAAUGACCUGGUAGUAAAGACAGCUUUAGUACAUUUAGCCAAAUCAACAUAAGAUGAUUAAACAAACCCUAUAGACCACAAUUAGUAACAUAGUAUAAAAUCAGUGAAGCUAGACGGUUUUAAAAUGUCUUUCGGUACAUGGCUGAUUCACUGUAUGAAUUGUAUUUAGACUCCAGGUUUCUCAUUUAUUUAAAAAUUAGCAUAUUCUUACCAUCCAGCUUCCUUUGAAUUAACUUUUAAAUCAAGAGACAAAAAACAAACAUCACUGAGCACUAGGCUGAAAAGGACCUGUAGAUAAAUUGAUAUUUAUACAUUCCUCUAUACUGUACUUUCUGAUUUCCUCAAUGAUAGUUCUCAUUGAGAAAAUUAGAAACUGUAUGGGAAUAUAUAAAACCCAAGUGGGCCGUUAAUACGCUGUGAUAUUUGCAAGUUUAUUGUCCAAAAGAUAGCACCCAAAGGCAAAACAUAACAAAGGAGCAUUCCAAACUUCCCCUGAUUUCUAGUAAAUAUAUUUUAUCUGGAAAGAUAUCCAUAUGGUUUAUUGAACAGCAAAUGUGCUUUCCUAAAACAUUUUCUGUUACCAUUAAGAUUGAUCAGAGAACAAGGCAAAAUAAAUGAACUAAACUGGAGUUAAUUUAUAGAAAUUAAAAGAAGAAAUAGAAAUACUUCAUAUUAACAGAAAGACAGCCCCACAGUGAGAGAGAAUUAAUUAGUGGCUUUGUUUAUUUGUGAUCUGCUGCUAUUUUUUCCCCAUGCUGAAGCAUUGAUUUUCAGCCCUGGAGUAAAGAGAAUAUUUAUACUGUAUUAUUACAGUGGUUUUUUGCACUUUCAGAGAUGUCCUGACUAGCAGCAUUGUCAAACACUAUGAAUGGGACUGUAUAUCAGCUUUGUUAAUGUAUUUGAAAUUUGCAAAGGGAUGCUUUAAAUUUAAGAGAUAUAUUUGAAAUGGAGUUCUGGAACACUUUUUUUCUAUGCAUAUUUAAGAUUUUUUUUUUUAAAAAAAAAGCUUUUACAUGAAUGUGCACUCCAGUGGUCAAUUGGUUCUAGUAUAUACUUGAAAAAGUGCCAUUUCUUCAUGGAUUUUUGUUGUUAUUAUUUUCUUUGAUUUGACACAUUCCUUCAACAACUGCGUUCUGUUAUUCAAAGCUGAAUUGCUUCAUAUAAAGCUGUACCAUAAAGCAGGAUAUUCUGUGUUUGAACUUGAUGUGCUUGCAUUAAUAAAACUGAAAUUGCUUCAACCAGG